Messenger RNA from Haliotis rubra (blacklip abalone), 2688 nucleotides. RefSeq names its product sodium- and chloride-dependent glycine transporter 1-like. The record is from RefSeq and is a predicted model, not a curated record. Lineage: Eukaryota; Metazoa; Mollusca; Gastropoda; Lepetellida; Haliotidae. The coding region runs from base 1 to 2688 and encodes 895 amino acids. Gene Ontology annotation, biological process: sodium ion transmembrane transport. The transcript is spliced from 15 exons. Gene Ontology annotation, cellular component: membrane.
AUGAAGCUGGUGCGUGGUAACUGGGGGACGAAGGUGGAGUUCAUCCUCACCUGUGUGGCGUAUGCAGUCGGUCUGGGAAAUGUCUGGAGGUUUCCAUACUUGGCAUUCAAGAAUGGAGGAGGUGCGUUCCUCAUCCCCUACUGGAUCAUGCAGGUGUUCAUCGGGAUGCCUCUGUUCUUCAUGGAGCUGUCCUUCGGCCAGUUCGCAGGACAAGGCCCCAUCACCAUCUGGAAGGCCAACCCUCUACUUAAAGGUAUUGGGAUCAGCAUGGUCAUUGUCUGCACCUUCAUCGUCCUUUACUUCACCGUCAUCGUCGGCUACAUCGCCUUCUACUUCUUCUCCUCCAUGCAGUAUCCCUUACCUUGGUCUCACUGCGAGCACUACUGGAGUAGUCCCAACUGUCGGGCCGAUAUAGCAGGUGCUGCUGCUAAAAUCGCAACAGGGAAUCUCACCAUCGGCCCCAACGGGGGAAACUUCAGCCUCAUCAACAUGAGCCACAACAACCACACCAUUUCCCCCACUGAAGACUACUUCAAACAUUUCGUCCUGGAGAUGACGUCAGGCCUGGAAGACAUGGGGACCAUCAACUGGAAAGUGUGUCUGUGCUGUCUGUUUGCCGGCAUUGUCGUGUUGCUGGUGCUCCUCCGGGGAAUCAAGUCACUCGGCAAGGUUGCGUACUUCAACGCCACCUUCCCGUACGUGCUGCUGCUGUCCCUCCUCAUCAACGCCUGUCUCCUCCCGGGGUCCACGGAUGGCAUCCUGUAUUUCCUCACCCCCAAGUGGCACCGCCUGGCAGACGCCUCGGUAUGGAGCGAUGCAGCAACACAGGUAUUCUUCUCUCUCGGAGUCGGCAUGGGCGGCCUCAACCUCAUGGCCAGCUUCAACAACUUCAAGAACAAUUGCCUCAGGGACGCCAUCCUGGUGCCAUGUGUGGACUGCCUCACCAGUUUCCUGUGCGGUCUGGUAGUGUUCGCUGUGCUUGGCUUCAUGGCGCAUGACAAGGGGGUCAGUGUCGAGGAGGUAGCUGUCGGGGGACCUGGCCUGGCCUUCAUAGCUUACCCUGAGGCCCUUUCAAGGAUGCCAGUUCCCACCCUCUGGGCCAUCUUGUUCUUCUUCAUGAUGCUCAUCAUAGGAUUCAGCUCCCUGUUCACGAUGACGGAGACGGCAGUGUCCUCGCUCUGUGACGAAUACCCUUUGUUGCUGAGGAAGACAUGGAAAAGAACUCUCAUCUUCCGGGGUAUCGUGUCCAUUGUUCUCUUCCUGUUAGCGUUGCCAAUGACAACAGGGGCCGGCAUCUACCUCAUUGACAUCGUCGACUCCUCUGUAGGCGGCUUCCCUCUGCUGAUCAUAGCCAUCUCCGAGAUCGUCGCUGUCAUGUACAUCUACGGGUACGGAAGGUUUGCCGAGGACCUUCAGAUGAUGAUGGGGAAAAAGGUGUCCGUGUACUGGAAGAUGUGCUGGUGCUUCAUCGCCCCAGUUGUUCUCGUAGGUGUGGUGGUUUUCAAGAGCUGCCGAAUCCAGCCCCUGGGAUAUGUAGACUAUAUCUACCCAGCAUGGGCCCAGGUACUGGGCUGGUUGGUCAUGACAGUUUGUGUUAUCUUCAUCCCGGGCUGGUUCGUCGUCUACUUCCUCCGAUAUGGCGGAUGCAAGAUGAUUAAAAAAUUGUCCCGACCGGUUCCUGACUGGGGUCCCCGACUACCCGAAAACAGGACCGGCAUAUACGCGGACAGUAACACUCCUGCAGACAUCCCCUCAAUUGUUAUCAGCGACGUGGACGACCAGGCUUCUGGCAACGACGUCAAAGGUGUAAGUACCAAGGGAGAAGAUGGUUCGAAACACAGGAAGAGCGGAAAGAAACGGGACACACCUACUGGGCGUAAGGCCUCGCCAGCAGGAAGCAUGAAAGGCAACAAGGUCGGAAGUGUCAAGGGUACCGGCAGGAUCCAUGACGUAGGAGCCUCCGAGGAAAUAGAACGAGCGACUGUAACCAGUGUCAAAGGAGAGACCGUAACCGGUGUCAAAGGAGCGGCUGUAACCGGUGUCAAAGAAGCGACUGUAACCAGUGUCAAAGGAGAGACCGUAGCCGGUGUCAAAGGAGAGAUUGUAACCGGUGUCAAAGGAGCGACUGUAACCGGUGUCAAAGGAGAGACUGUAACCGGUGUCAAAGGAGCGACUGUAACCGGUGUCAAAGGAGCGACUGUAACCGGUGUCAAAGGAGAGACCGUAACCGGUGUCAAAGGAGAGAUCGUAACCGGUGUCAAAGGAGCGGCUGUAACCGGUGUUAAAGGAGAGACCGUAACCGGUGUCAAAGGAGAGAUCGUAACCGGUGUCAAAGGAGCGACUGUAACCAGUGUCAAAGGAGAGAUCGUAACCGGUGUCAAAGGAGCGACUGUAACCAGUGUUAAAGGCGCACCUGUUACCAUCGUGAAAGGAGCUGCCGCAGCCAAUGUCAAAGAGACACCCAUAAUCAGUUCCAAGGCUACAGACGUCGCCAGUGUUAAAGAAGUAUCAGUAACCAACAACCAAGGAGCCCCUGAAGUUCCAGUGAUCCAAGACUUCAGUGAAGCGGAGGCCCCUGGUAAGCAUGUAGGCUACCUGAAGAAAACACAAGAUGGAGAUAUCGCUGUGUACGAACUGGAGGAUGCUGCCAUGGCGGAUGUGAUGCCGGGGCGAAGAGGUCAGUGGUAA